AUGGCCGGGUUACACCGCGGACGCGGUCCCCCGCCCUCCGUCGACGCCGACGACGCCCAUCCCGAGGGCCUUCUUCAGGAUUCCCUCUUCCCCGAAUGGCGCUCCGGCGCUCCUCGUCCCGGCUUCGACUCGCCCGAUGAGAUGCAGCGAAAGGAUCCGCUGGCCACUCAGAUCUGGAAACUCUACUCUCGCACCAAGGCCCAAUUGCCCAACCAGGAGCGCAUGGAAAACCUCACCUGGCGCAUGAUGGCUAUGAGUCUGAAGCGCCAGGAGCAGCAACGCUUGCAGCAGUCCAAAUCCAGUCCCAAUCCCAGCGGAAUCGCUCAAUUGCGCAUUUCCGACCGAGAACCAGAUCGCGACCACCCUCCACAUCCCUCUACCGACUUCGACCCUAUGAACCUCGACGAUUUCAUCGUCCCCAUCGAAUCCCCCUCUGACCACCAUUCUCCUGUGACCACCAACCCCAACGCCAUCCCGAUCAAGGCCGCCGUUCGCCACGACCCCGUCCGUGAUGCCACUCCUGUGCCCGCCUCAUUUCCCCAUCCCGCCCAGGACCAGCGGAAGAACAACGAGUUUGGCUACGUCCCGCGUCGCGUGCGCAAGACCAGCAUCGACGAGCGUCAGUUCUUCGGUCUGCAGGUCCCUACGCGGAAACGACCGGCCGAGUCCUCCCCCCAAGUGCCGCCCGUCUCCAACACCAUGCUGGCCCAUCACGAUCCCGAUCUGGCGGGCGCUGUCCCCGAUUACACCCUCGACGCUUCGUCUUCUGCCUUUGGUCUGCAUCAUCAUCAGCAGCACCAGCAACAUCACCACCUCACUAGCAACCACACCUCUCCUGGCGUGCCCUUUAAUCUCGACACUUUCGGUCUGGGCGAGGACCCCAUCGCCCCCUCCGCCGGUCCCUACCAGUCCCAGUUUACCUUUUCGCCGAGCGAUUCUCCUAUGACCUCUGGCAAUCCCUUCGCCAGCCUCUACGCCCAGACCCCAAUAGCGUCCUCGCUCAACUCCACCGAUUUCUUCUCCCCACCUCCUUCUGGCUACCAGUCGACGGCCUCGACGCCACAACCCGCCUAUGACGGAGAGCAUAACAUGUACUUUGACAUGCCCACCGCCGACACCCGCCAGCGCCGCAUCCCCAACUACGUGGCCCACCGCUCCAACCUCUCCGCCUCGCUGCAGCCGCGCUACCUCUUCAACAACCAGGGCCCGAGCCAUGACGCCCCGCCGGGCUCUUCGUCCUCCGUGCAGUCCCCAGGCUACCCGAUUCCCCAGCCGCAGCACGUCGAUCCCACUCAGGUGCUGAACCCGACCGACUAUGCCACGGCAACCUCGCACACCGCCAUGUUCAGCUUUGGAGCCGACUCGGACAACGAAGACGACGAUCCCACCGGGGGCCACCCGUUCUCCGACCGCGCCGGCCUCGCCAUGCCCGCGGAUCUGGGUGACGAGUCCACUGGCAUGCAGUGGGACGCGCAUUUCCCCGGCUCCUUCCACUCGCUGCCGGGCUUCGGCCAGCACCGCAAGCACGUCACCAUCGGAUCCGCCGAUAUGAUGGACGCGCCGGGUGAAUGGGGCCACGGCGGCAGUCUGGGUCGUACCCACGGGUCGGCCGCGUCUGUCAGCGAGGUGCGCAACCGCGAGCAGGAUCCGCGCCGCCAGAAGAUCGCCCGCACGACCUCCACCCCCAACACCGCGCAGCUCCUGCGCCAGAGCAUGCACGCUGGCGGCUCCAACACCUCCCCCAACACGCCUCCUGAAUCGGGCCUCAGCAGCGCCGUCCCCUCGCGACCGGGCUCCCCGGGCGGUACCAAGAACGCCGACGGCAGCAGCUCCGGCCCGACCACCUGCACCAACUGCUUCACGCAGACAACCCCGCUGUGGCGGCGCAACCCGGAGGGCCAGCCGCUGUGCAAUGCCUGCGGGCUGUUCCUGAAGCUGCACGGCGUGGUGCGCCCGCUGUCGCUCAAGACGGAUGUCAUCAAGAAGCGCAACCGCAGCAGCGCCAACAGUCUGGCCGUGGGGACGUCGCGGUCGUCGAAGAAGUCCUCGCGCAAGAACUCGGUGCAGCAGUCGUCGGCGGCGGCGCCGUCGAACGUGACUAGUCGCGCGCAGAGCAGCGGUACCGCCCCGUCGUCCGAGUCGCCCCCGGCCAGCGGGGUUGGUUCGGGCCGGGCGUCGGGCGUGGUGCCCAUCGCGGCCGCACCGCCCAAAUCGGCGCCUUCUGCGGCGUCUCCCGGCGGGCCCGCCCGCGGAUCGUUGGUGGCACCGAAGCGGCAGCGCCGACUGGAAAAGGCGGCCGAGGGUGAGGACGACGCGAGCAAAUCGGGCGGCCGCUCCAAGGUGGUGCCCCUCGCGCCAGCGAUGCCCCCGGCCGCGGUGAACCCGGCCAACCACAGCAUUGCCGGCGGCCAGGGGGCGAGCCAGGAAUGGGAAUGGUUAACGAUGAGUCUGUGA
Molecule: messenger RNA, 2454 nt
Organism: Aspergillus terreus NIH2624
Lineage: Eukaryota; Fungi; Ascomycota; Eurotiomycetes; Eurotiales; Aspergillaceae
Product: nitrogen regulatory protein areA
Exons: 2
Coding region: 1-2454 (817 amino acids)
Biological process (GO): positive regulation of transcription by RNA polymerase II; negative regulation of transcription by RNA polymerase II; nitrate assimilation
Cellular component (GO): nucleus
Molecular function (GO): RNA polymerase II cis-regulatory region sequence-specific DNA binding; DNA-binding transcription factor activity, RNA polymerase II-specific; zinc ion binding
Source: RefSeq, a predicted model, not a curated record